AUGCUGUUGCAAAAGCUGAUAUUUGAUGAUAUUUUUAAACAGCCUGAUAAGCUAAAAGAUCUACUUGAAAGAUGUACUUUUAACUGGGUUGCCUUAUCUGAAAUAGUCCAAGAAGAAUUUCCUGACAUCGAUGUGACAGAUGUUCUAACAAAUAUUUUGUAUAAGUUACCUUAUCUUGAGUUGAGCAGCCAGCAGUUACAUCUAAUCGAACAGAGCCAACAGGUAUUUAAGCAAAUAGAAGAGAUUAACGAAGAAAAUGCAAAGAUUGAGAAUGGGUUAAUAGUUUCCGAUGAUGACUGGAAUGAAAUGAAAGAUCCUUUAAGUGAGCAGGGAAAACAGAUCAUCAUUAAACGGAUCAAAUCAAUCCGAAGAAAAAAGAGGAGAAUUAAAUAAAAAAAUUGCUGAGCAAAAUAUACUAAAAAGAAGACAAAGUAAAAAUGUGGAGAAGAUUUUGAACAAAUAUCCGAAUAUUGGCAAAGAUAUAGAACAAUUUGUUCAGCAAGCUGGUGUCGGCACAGAUGCCUGGAGGACAGGAGUUCUUACCUUUGACGGGAACAGAAAGGUUAAAAAGAAAGUGACAUUUCAUAGUAUCAAAAAACACCUGGAAGAAAAGUAUAAAACUAACUUCAGCUAUGGCAGCAUUGUGCAACUCUGCGUUGCCAGGAAUAAAAGAAGAAUUAAUGCGAAGAAUUAUAAAGGAGUUGCUAAAGUCACAUGUCGGCGGUCAAGAAAGGGAUUUGACCUCAAAUUUAAUCAGAUAGCCAUUGGUCUGCCGCAUUGUACAGAGGGUUGGACUACAUCCAAUACAAGGAAGGUAGCCAAAAGAUGAUCCUAAAUCGAGAUGACCUUUCUGUGUUUAGACUAGAUUCCACAACAUGCAGCAACAAAUGUCCCACCGUUUGCAUCAAAGACAAGGUUUCUCUUGCUACCAAAACUGACUACCAACAGAAGUACCCAUGUACACUGCAAACCACGUCUUAUAACUUCACUGGAACGGAAGACGAAGGUGAACUUUGUGCAGGUGUUGUUAAGGGACCACUUUUGCAUCAAAAAACCCUGCGCAGCAUAUGCAGAUGAUUUACAAAUGCUUCAAGAGUAUUAUGAAAUUAAGUUCUGUGAAAAAGAAACAAGUGUUCCCAAAGAAAUCGAGUGCAUACGGGUUGAUAGCAGUAGCGACGAAGCCCCUUGCUUUGAAGAAGUUCAAUUCUGGUGGACCAAGAGACACUUUGAGAGACCGACUCAUGUCCAACUGGUGACGAGCAGGCAAAGUGGAGGGAGCAACUUAAAUCGAGUCGAGCUUCAAAAUGGUUGUGAAGUAAAAGCAAGGGCAAGUCUUUUUAUACCUUCAACAUUAAAUGGGCUAAAUUCUGAUGGAAGUGGCAAAGUAGAUGAUUCAAAGCUGAAGAAUAAUCUCUCGGAUGCAAUAGGUGUAUAUAUCUCAAGAGUUGAUGGAGCACCUUGUGGGGACACAAACAUUCGUCUGUAUAGAGGAGCUAACAGCGAGGAUAACCAACUUCUAAGUGGCUUCGUAAAGACUUUUUUGAAUGGGUUGAAAAAGCAAAAGUGGGUGUUGGAAAUGGAGCAUCCACAUGAGUACGACCAUAUAAAGCGCAUAUGGGACAUUAGAAACUCACACAUAAACAAAUCUGUUCCCCAAAGGUACAUUUUUCAGCUAUUCUGUUAUGAGAAAAAUUGUCAUCCUCUAUGUCCUCAUCCUCUAUGUCAAGUUGGAAGACCAGAGAACAAAAUCUUGUGGUAUAAUGGCAGACCUUCUAUUGAAUGUAUCCCUCUGCCGGUACCAGAUCCAAAACGACCGUUUGGAGCUGAAAAAUGCUCAUCAUGUGAUGGAGAAUGUGCAGGACAUUUCCUGCCUGCAGAAGAGGUUAUUCAACUUAUGCUACAACAAAAGAGACCAUUUGGUGAAAAACGUCCCCCGUCGGAUAUAAUCAAACUGGAAUUUAAGCGUAAAGGAAAUCAGCUAUUAAAGGAAGAUUCCUGUCGAGAUUUGGCAAAACAAGUUUUACUUAGACCAGCAGAAGUAACUCUUUGGUUGGAACACUUGAAAUCUGUCCAAAAACACCGUAUCGAGGGCGCUAAAAAGGCAGCACAAACAAGGAAGCAGAAAAUGCUCAGUAAGCCAAAACCAAAGCAGAAGAAUGCAAAGGUUUGGUCCAGUAUUGUAUUAUUUCCCGAAAAUAUUACACAGCUCUACAGUAUAAUAGUGUGAGGAAAUUGCGGCAUAUGAAUUUGCAACUGGUCAUGCUAUGCUAAUAAACGUGUACUUACUAAAGGAUUGCAUGAGUAACUUAAAUAAUUAAAAAUAUGCAUAACAUGACCUGUUAUUAGGGCAGGUUUUGCCAUAAUCAGAAAUCGUGUAUUAGUUGUAUUUUUUUCGUAAGUUUCCUUGCCUACUGAAGAUGAGCACUACUGUCAGUUGCUGAAUUUUUAUCAUGAAGUUAUAACAAAAUGUACUGUUGUAAAUUCUUUUGUGCAGUUAAUACAGUGUAUGCAGUACAGUAUAUCUAUCCGCAGUAUUAAUAAGUAAAGUUUAGAAACCAACUUAAUCUACCAAUAAAAGUAGUUUUUAAUUCUCAAAUAUUUUAGAAAAAUACAAGCGAAAGGGAUGAAAGCAUAUGUGGCAAAUGUCAAGAAGAAAAUCCGACCGAUACUGUGAGCGAUACAGUUUCCUGGGUUAUGUGUGAUGAAUGCUGUGUGUGGUUUCAUGUGAAAUGUGUUGAAGUAAUCAGUGCAGAUGUCCAGGACAGCUGGUUUUGUAACACUUGUUUAAACAAGUCCUUUUGCCAGUUGUUUCCUCAGUGA
Paramuricea clavata is the source of this 2820-nucleotide messenger RNA. NCBI's taxonomy places the organism in Eukaryota, Metazoa, Cnidaria, Anthozoa, Malacalcyonacea, Plexauridae. The record is from the annotation of a GenBank genome assembly.